Molecule: messenger RNA, 3918 nt
Organism: Fonsecaea monophora
Lineage: Eukaryota; Fungi; Ascomycota; Eurotiomycetes; Chaetothyriales; Herpotrichiellaceae
Exons: 5
Coding region: 1-3918 (1305 amino acids)
Biological process (GO): glutathione metabolic process
Cellular component (GO): cytosol
Molecular function (GO): 5-oxoprolinase (ATP-hydrolyzing) activity
Source: RefSeq, a predicted model, not a curated record
AUGGGGUCCUACGACAACCGUUCCACGACGCUGGCAACAGAGUUGGAUUGUCCAGGAGUUCGAAUUGCAGUUGACCGGGGAGGCACCUUUUGUGACUUCUGGGCGCGAAUUCCUGGGCGGGAGGAUGCACUGGUAUUUAAACUUCUCUCAAAUGCUCCUGAUCAGUACGAGGAUGCCCCUACGGAAGGCAUUCGAAGGAUACUUGGCAUCGCCAGGGGCGAAGAAAUCCCAAAGGGCACUCUCAUCGAUCUCGAUGGAGUCGAGUCUAUUCGCAUGGGCACAACGGUCGCCACCAAUGCACUCCUCGAAAGACAGGGCGAGCGCGUGGCUCUGAUGAUAACCAAGGGAUUUCACGACUUGUUGGUCAUUGGAAAUCAGGCUCGGCCCCAUCUGUUCGACCUGUCCAUCACCAAGCUUGAUGUGCUGUAUGAGACGGUGGUCGAAGUCGAUGAGAGAGUCACCGUGGAAGGCUUCUCUGAAGACCCCGAUCCGUUGCCUAUCGACGUGAGCUCAGAUGUCGGGCUCGUGGAAGGUUUAACAGGCGAGGCAAUCCGCAUUCUCAAGCGACCUGAUCUGGACGCGGUUACCAAAGACUUGCACGGGCUUUGGAAAGAGGGCUAUCGAGAUAUCGCACUGGCACUGCUCCACUCAUACGCCUAUCCGAAUCAUGAAGCAGCCAUUGCCAAAAUCGCCCGCAGCAUGGGCUUCAACGUCUCCGUCUCAUCCGAGUUACAGCCUAUGAUCAAGAUCGUGCCUCGAGCUCAGUCAGCGACGGCAGAUGCCUAUCUGUCCCCGGUCAUUACGCGGUAUUUGAACAGCUUUCGAACCUCCUUCAAAGGUCACCUUCUCGACAAAAACGCAAACAAGUUCCUCCUCUGCCAGUCUGAUGGCGGACUAACCCCCAUCAACGCAUUCACAGGCCUUCGAGCCAUCUUGUCAGGGCCAGCAGGCGGUGUUAUUGGCUGUGCGAAGACUUGCUUUGACCACGAGUCACGCACGCCCAUCUUAGGCUUCGACAUGGGAGGCACGAGCACGGACGUUUCACGGUUCAGCGGGGAGUUUGAACAUGUGUUUGAAACAACGACGGCCCAAGUGACCAUCCAAACACCUCAACUAGAUGUUCAGACUGUCGCCGCUGGUGGAGGGAGCCGGCUCUUCUACAGCAAUGGCCUCUUUGUAGUCGGGCCAGAAUCCGCCGGGGCUGAUCCUGGACCCGCGUGUUAUGCAAAGGGGGGGCCACUCACAAUCACCGAUGCGAACUUCUUCCUCGGGCGCAUCUUGCCAGAUUAUUUUGCUCGUCCCUUGGACAUGGCCGUGGUGGAGAAGCGGUUCCUGGAAUUGACCACCGAAAUCAACUCGCAAAGACAAGAUGUCUUGACCCCCGAGCAGGUUGCCAUGGGGUUCUUGCAGGUCGCCAACGCUGCCAUGACUCGCCCGAUUCGCUCUCUCAGCGAGGGCCGCGGGUUUGAAACCUCUUCUCAUCAUCUCGUCUGCUUCGGAGGCGCCGGUGGCCAACACGCCACUGCCAUGGCACGGGAUCUGGGUAUCAAGCGAGUCAUCAUCCAUCGAUAUUCGAGCAUCUUGUCGGCGUACGGCAUGGCUCUGGCAGAUGUCGUUGUCGACCUUCAGGAGCCCGAGUCUGUCGUUUUCUCUUCGGCUGCCGCUCAAAGGAUCCAAGGACGUCUCGAGGUGUUGAAGGAGCGGGCGAUAGGCCAGCUGGUUUCCCAGGGUUUCCCAGCCGACAGAAUUACCUGCGAGAGCUAUCUUAAUAUGCGUUACCGCGGCAGUGACAGUUCUCUCAUGAUCCAGUCGAGUCCCGAUCAAGGGUUUGACACAACUUUUAUAACCCGGCACAGGCGCGAAUUUGGGUUUGACCAGCCGCGAGAAAUCCUGGUCGACGACAUUCGGGUCCGAGGAAUAGGAAAGGGAAUGGAUCUCCCCACAACCAGUCCGUUUUCUGAGCUGAAUCAGAUCCAGGAAUCAUCGAUCCCAACGCCAGAACUGGGUGAGCAAUUCGUUCGAAAAGUGUAUUUCGAGAAGCAGGGCUGGGUGGAUGCCAAAAUCUACCAUCUCAACACCACCCCGAAAGGCACGCGACUGCGUGGUCCAGCCCUGGUGGUCGAUGAGACGCAGACAAUUGUCCUCGACCCCGACAGUCAGGCAAGCGUUUUAUCCGAGCACGUUGUCAUCGAAUUGCUGGAUACAAAGGAUGCGGAUAUCGGGAUCGAGGAGAUCGACCCUAUUCGCCUCUCUGUUUUUGGUCAUCGAUUCAUGAGUGUUGCCGAGCAGAUGGGAGAGACACUCCGGAAAACCUCAAUCUCGACCAACAUCAAGGAACGUCUCGACUACAGUUGUGCAGUAUUUGACGCCAGUGGCAGACUUGUUGCCAACGCACCCCAUAUUCCGGGUCACUUGGGUUCCAUGAGCUACGCAAUCCGCUAUCAAGCCGAACGCUAUGCCAAAGGUGAACUCAAGCCUGGCGACGUUCUACUCGCUAAUCAUCCCUGCGCGGGUGGCACGCAUCUCCCCGACCUUACGGUGAUAACACCCGUCUUCGAUGAUGAUGACCACCCCAAUGACAUCCUCUUUUUCGUCGCCAACCGAGGUCACCACGCGGACAUUGGCGGAAUGGCGGCAGGUUCGAUGCCACCCAAUUCCACCGAGUUGUGGCAGGAAGGCGCCGCCAUCGAGUCUUUUAAGCUGGUCAAUCAAGGUGUGUUUGACGAGGAGGGUUUGAUAAACCUCUUAUUUGAGGUCCCCGGCAAAUACCCGGGCUGUUCUGGUACACGGACUUUGAAGGACAACAUCGCAGAUCUCAAGGCCGGGAUUGCCGCCAACCAGCGAGGCAUCAACCUCAUCCACGGACUCAUUCACGAAUAUACGUGGCCUGUCGUCGAGUUCUACAUGGACGGGAUUCAGAAGAAUGCCGAGAACACCAUCCGUGCACUCCUCAAGGUGUUCAGCAAGAGAUUUCGAGGACGGCCCCUGCGCGCCGUUGACCAUCUCGAUGACGGGACGGCUCUCGUUCUGAACAUCACCAUCGAUCCCCACGAUGGUUCUGCCAAGUUCGACUUCACCGGGACCGGGCCAGAAGCCUGGAACAAUCUGAAUGCUCCUCCAGCGAUCAUGUUCAGUGGUAUCAUGUACUGCCUUCGGACGAUGGUGGCUGCGGACAUCCCGCUGAACCAGGGCUGUCUGACGCCGAUCGAGGUCAUCUGUCCACCGAAUUCAAUCCUCAAGCCAAAUUUGAAGGCAGCGACGGUCGGCUCCAACGUCGAGACCUCGCAGCGGAUCGUGGACGUCAUCUACAAGGCCUUCCGCGUUGCCGGAGCCAGUCAAGGAACGUGCAACAACUUGACAUUCGGCUACGGUGGCACCGACGACAAGGGCAGUGUUGUCAAGGGGUUCGGGUACUACGAAACCAUCGCUGGAGGCUCGGGUGCCGGAGCCGACUGGGACGGUCAGCAUGGAGUUCACACGCACAUCACGAACACACGGAUGACGGACCCAGAAACGUUGGAAAAGCGGUACCCGGUCUUGCUGCGCGAGUUCUCCAUCCGGGCCGGCAGUGGCGGCGCCGGCCGUCACCGCGGAGGCGACGGUUGUGUGCGAGACAUCGAGAUCCGCCGCCCGAUGCAGGUCAGCAUUCUAUCCGAACGACGUGUCAUUGCCCCCUACGGCAUGGCCGGCGGGGAGGAAGGCGCGCGGGGGAUCAAUCUCUGGAUUCGACAUGACCCGGACGACCGCUCCACCAGAACCAUUAGCCUGGGUGGUAAGGCAAGUGUGGAUAUGAAUGUUGGCGACCGCAUCGUUGUCCUGACGCCAGGUGGUGGCGGUUAUGGCGUCUCGCCGGAUAAAGUCGCGGAACCCGAGUUGGAGACUGAAUUCACAAUAAAAGACCGGGUGAGACUGUUUUGA